This is a messenger RNA of Neoarius graeffei (lesser salmon catfish), 1045 nucleotides long. It is a transcript of the gene ciao2b, whose product is annotated as cytosolic iron-sulfur assembly component 2B. Gene Ontology annotation, biological process: iron-sulfur cluster assembly. Lineage: Eukaryota; Metazoa; Chordata; Actinopteri; Siluriformes; Ariidae. Gene Ontology annotation, cellular component: cytosolic [4Fe-4S] assembly targeting complex. Bases 226 to 705 code for a protein of 159 amino acids. The record is from RefSeq and is a predicted model, not a curated record. The transcript is spliced from 5 exons.
CCUGUACCCGGAAGUUUACUUCACGAGCUUUGUCGUUAUCGCUGACAGUUUUGGUUUACAUUUGUUUACUUAUUGAGCUUCAUGUACACGUGUGGCGUGUCGUUUAUCCAGUUUGGUUAAUUAUUUAUGCAUAUUUAAAAAAAAAAUAAAAAUAAUAAUUUGGACGAAGCGCGCGCUUAUUUAGAGUUAGCACAGAGCGGCUGCGGGUUGAGUGUCAGGAGGAGGAUGUCUGGAGGAACCCGGCUAGAAAACGCGAAUCCUUUAAUUUUUCAGCGGUCUGGAGAAAGACUCCUGACUGCGAGUGAAGAGGACGAAGAUGUGACUGAUCCCAUUGAUGACAGAGAAAUCUUCGAUAUCAUUAGGUCCAUCAAUGAUCCUGAGCACCCGCUGUCCCUUGAGGAGUUAAAUGUCGUCGAGCAAGUGCGUGUGAAAGUGAAUGACCAGGAUAGCACAGUGUCUGUGGAGUUCACACCAACCAUCCCUCACUGUAGCAUGGCUACUCUCAUCGGUCUGUCUAUCAAAGUCAAGCUACUGCGCUCACUGCCUGACAGGUUUAAGAUUGACGUCCACAUCACGCCAGGAACGCAUGCUUCAGAAGAUGCAGUUAAUAAGCAGCUCGCAGAUAAGGAGAGAGUAGCUGCAGCUUUGGAGAACGCUCAUCUUCUGGAGGUCGUCAACCAAUGCCUUUCCACAAGACCUGCGUGACCCAUUCAGUGUUUGUUUACUGUUCACUGGAUUAAACUCCGUCACUCACUUCUCUCAACUCACACACUCGCUAGAUUGAACAUGCUUGGUAACAUUCUUUCUGAUAUGCUUAUGUUAGUUAAGAGCUUGUUGGUCCUGUGCUUUUACUGCGCACAGUCGAAAUAUAAUGCAAAGGAAAAGAAAAACACACAUAUGCUUGUAACUGCCAUGCCAUGUUUCAUAUAUUUAUAAUUAAACAAAUGCAAAACAACUUCUUAAUGAUGGACAAACUGUAAUACUAGACAUGAUCUGUAAUUCAUUUGAAUAUUUUCAUAUUAAACUUUUUAUUUUUUAAAUAGUA